Molecule: messenger RNA, 1310 nt
Organism: Chiloscyllium plagiosum (whitespotted bambooshark)
Lineage: Eukaryota; Metazoa; Chordata; Chondrichthyes; Orectolobiformes; Hemiscylliidae
Product: receptor-transporting protein 3-like
Biological process (GO): protein targeting to membrane; protein insertion into membrane
Molecular function (GO): olfactory receptor binding
Source: RefSeq, a predicted model, not a curated record
ACUGAAUUGCAUACCUAAAAGUCGACAACUCUUUGCCACAAUAAAAUACUUAACUGUUUUCUAUAGUGAAAAGAAUUUGCUUUCUGAUCAAGCUGUUUUAUUGCAGGGGAGAAACGUAUUGUCAAAAAGAAAAAUGGCACGAAUGCAAAGAACAAAUCCUUGGAUUGACACAUUCUCUAGAUGUGUGGGUGAACUGCAAUACACAGACAGGUGGACAUUAAAUUUCAAUUAUAAACUUGAUGCAAAUUUAACUCCAUUGCAAAGAGAAGGAGGUUGGAAAGUUUAUACAACAUCAUCAUUUGGCAGGUUUGAGUGUCCCUGUUCAAAUUCAUGGUCCUCAGCCCAUGUCGUUGUUUUGUUUCAUUACCGACUAAAAAGGCACAAAGGAACAGUACUGCUGCGCCCAUUCCAACAACGAUGUCGAGACUGCUGGAACUCUUUUGAGCGAAAGCCAAUCAUCAAUCAGACCCAAAUGCAGAAAGUACUUGAUCGACUUAUUUUAAAAAUCUGUAAAAACUGCUACAUGGAAGAAGUACCUGAGCUUGAAAGGAAUUUACAAUAUCGCAAGACCAAACCCCAUGAGACAUCACUCUGUGAGGCCUGCGAAUGGGGUUUAUGUCGUAUAUAAAAUUGAUGUGGUUGACUGAAUUACAUCUGGAGUAGAACUUCCACUUUUGAUGACAGAAAUAAGUUAUGAUCAAAAAUAUAAUUGAAAUCAUGCUGAUUACAUUGUAAUUCGAUUUACCAAUAAAGUAUUUGAGCAUCACAAACAUAAAACCUUCUCAGAGCUAGCACAAUCAUGAAAGAAGAUAACUAUGUAUUUUAUUUCAAUUAAACACCAUUGUUUCACAUAUUUGAGAGGUGGUAAUUUUGUAACUAUUGUUACCAUUCACUAAAGGUGACAACUGAUUAAUUACCAAAAAUAAGCAUUUAAGUGCACCUGAACAUACCUUGGAAAAUGUAAUAAGUUUACUGGUGUACACUUGUUAGCAUCUUAAUGAAUAACAUUUUUUGAUGUGCUUGUGCGUUUAAGAAAAUGUGUGCAAUUUCUUGAAACAGCGCAGUGGGUGGAAUCACACAAUUUUAAAUCUUAAACUAGUAUAGAAAAUCGUGGAAAAGAGAAAUGCCGGUGGUUUUGGACACGGUUCACUUAUAUGGGAUCAUAAAAAACAGGAGCACAAGUAGACCAUCUAGCCCAGCAAACCUGCUCCACCAUUCAAAAGAUCAUAGUUGAUCUGAUUAUGGCCUAAGUCCACUUUCCUACUGGCCUCCAUCAUCCUUGGAUAAUUUAGCAAUCAGAAAUCUGUCUA